Messenger RNA from Scomber scombrus (Atlantic mackerel), 4918 nucleotides. Its product is annotated as SH2 domain-containing adapter protein F-like. NCBI's taxonomy places the organism in Eukaryota, Metazoa, Chordata, Actinopteri, Scombriformes, Scombridae. The transcript is spliced from 7 exons. The record is from RefSeq and is a predicted model, not a curated record. Gene Ontology annotation, molecular function: phosphotyrosine residue binding. The coding region runs from base 251 to 1615 and encodes 454 amino acids.
UGUGUGUUUUUGUGUGACAGAGUUGCGGCGGGGCAGAUCACAAAAGUGCCUGUGGCUGCGUUCCCCCGUCAGCUCGCGCACCAUUUCUCCGGAUCACCAGAGUCGCACGAGACUGGCGACGCGCUCCAAAGCCGGUCUGCUGGCCGCGGGUGAUCCGAGGAUCCCACUUUGACGAACAUACUCGGGCUCCGCUGGCAGGAAAGGUGGAACUAAACUACAUUCAUUGACUUGUGAGCGAUGCACUGGCAGCAUGGCCAAGUGGUUCAAGGAGCACCUAGGAUUCAAAACUACCAAAGCACCCCCUCCGGCGCCCCCGAAACCGGACUACAGACACUGUCACACCGGUGUGCCCGGUGCGCCUGGCUACCAACCAACAAGCUCCGGGACCACCUUCCCAAGCCCUGCUCAGCCGGACAUCCUUGCUGCUUACAAACUACAAAAGGAACUGGACUUCGAGGACCCGUACACUUCAGGUGGAAAUAUUUCGUUUGCCCCCAGCUUGAACACUGUGGGCUCGCCGGAUAUCAAGUAUGUGUCACCAAAGCACCGACUUAUCAAGGUGGAAACAAUCGAAAAGAGCAGCCCGGCUCCGGGCGGCGGUAUCACAGUCACCCAAGCUGUUGCUGUGGGGAGUGUUAAAUCUCCUACUUCACCUCCCUCGGACCACGACAACAAGGAGAAGCUCAUUAUCCUUGAAGACUAUGCGGACCCUUUCGAUGCUGAGCAGGCUGGUGGCACACAGACCAGCACGGAGAAAGUGACAACCGAGAAUGAUGGCUACAUGGAGCCAUAUGAGGCCCAGAAGAUGAUGGCAGAAAUACGAUCUGGUGGGCGAGGGGCUAAGGAAGGCUCGGCGAGGCAGCUGCCCCUGUACGACACGCCGUAUGAGCCAGCCGAGAAUGGCGGUGACUCAGACCCCGAGCGCUUACGCUGCCCAAGAGAAAGCCGCCUGCCCCAGGAUGACGAGCGACCCCCUGAAGAGUACGAUCAGCCCUGGGAGUGGAAGAAAGAGAGGAUUUCCAAAGCCUUUGCAGCUCUGCUUUGUUAUGACUGCAUUAGCUACGAGGGCUCUUUAAGUGGCACUGGAACAGUUCCCCACAGAAGAAAGGACUGCACCUCUAAAUCCCUCACAGUCCAGUUUGAUGGUGUGGAGAAGUCUCGAAUGUCACCCACCAUGGAAGGGAAAACUCGCCCACUGCAGCGUCACUCCAGUGGCUGUUUGGUAAACACCAAAAUGACUUCGCUGGACCACUGCAGCUCCUCUCUUGGGGAACGCAUUGAUCCCACCAUGUCACUGGAAAGCCAGUUCUGGUACCACGGAGCGAUCAGCCGAACAGACGCAGAGUCCCUUCUCAGGCUGUGUAAGGAAGCCAGCUACCUGGUGAGGAACAGCGAGACCAGCAAGAAUGACUACUCCCUCUCCCUCAAGAGCAGCCAAGGCUUCAUGCACAUGAAGCUGUCACGGACCAAGGAGAACAAGUACAUCCUAGGCCAGAAUAGCUGCCCCUUUGACAGCGUGCCCGAGAUCAUCCACUUCUACUCCAGCCGCAAGCUGCCAAUCAAGGGUGCCGAACACAUGUCCCUGCUCUACCCUGUAGCCAUCAGGACACUAUAGUGCUCUGGGUCACCUGCAGGUGUCAGCCCCUGCAGCACUCACUGGGCCACCCUGUGGCUCCACAGUUCCUGUCCUUCGUAACAGAGCUCUACAGGCUCAUGGGAAGAUAAACAGUGGCAUCCCAAACUGCUGAUUCUGACUCACCUCACUGGCCGACAGAUUCCAGACCUGUUUUGAAGGCCUACUGCAUACUAGCUCAUACAUACAGACUCAGUGUUGCAGAAGUCUUUGUUAUUUUAUUUUAUUUUAUUUAUGACAGACACCCACUUCAUGACAUCACAGACUGACUAUCUGAGGAACAUCAUUUCACUGAUUCUUGAGCAUAUUUCCCUUAGCACUUAACACUCAAAGAAAGGUACACAACAUAGCAUUUGUCACUGGGAUGUAUCUUUUAUCAUAAAAUAUUGUACCUGUUUUCGUAAGAGUGCACAUCAUGACAACUGUGUAGGAGUUUGUUUGACUUCUCUCAUUUGGUUAGGCUCUGUUGAUACUGAACAAGUAAUUGUAUUUCAAGGGGACUUGAAGAUUGUAAGAGCCGUGUAAGCGAAGUGACAUUUAUGAGGCAUGUUGAGGAAUAUUGUCCACAUGGGCCCCAUACGGUGUCCAGGAUAUUGAAUAAACUGGCCUUGUAUGAAUGGUGUGCCCCCAGCUGCUCGGAAACAACAGGCCUCUGAGCUGUGCAGACUGAUCUCUCUAUCUUGUCAUAGUGCAUGCUGUCUGCUAUCCAUCACUGAGUGGGUGUAUCACACCAAUGACAGUGUAAGUACCAUAGUGGUGAGACAGGCAGGAGAGCAUGAUGGAUGGGUCAACCCAUUCGACAUAGUACAAUUGGCUGAGGCUAGAGACCAGAGCCUGUCCAAAUGGACCAAAUUACCCCUGCUACCCCUGCUUAAAAUGGCUUUGCAUUGGGAGAAUGAAAUAUGCCUGCAUUGUCUACCUCAGAAAAUCAAUUUCAUUCACCCAUCUGCAGAUCAAUAGGUACAAUGGGAUUGCAGACAUCGAUCUGCCCUUCCUUCGACAUUCCCAAUUCCCUCAAAAUUGCAUCAUUCGUUUAGGGAUAUGUUUUUUUUUAUACAGUUAAUCCAAUAUUUUUUUUAAAUGAAAACAUAAGCAGAUGUUCCAGAUCAGCAACUGUAUGUAUAGUCACUAAUAUGAUACUGUGUGAUGUCAGUAACAAAUGUUUGGUUAAUGCCUUAUAAUGCAUGGGUCAAAUCAGUCCGCUAGAUCAGCUGAUUUCCAAUUCUGCUUUUAACGAUUGUUCUGUGACUGUAAUUUAUUCUGGGGUAAUUAUUACUGAUGUGUUACUCCUUUGUGAUGGCCCGUCGGCCCCCUCGCCCUCAUCGUUCUGUGCCGAUGUGAUCGUGUUUUUUGGGACUACAUCAGCCUCUUUUACUGUGGUGCUUUGCUUUUUCGUUGUAUCAAGUUCUGCUAAAUGCACGUUUGCCUCGGUGGCCUGGCUUCGGAACUCCAGUCACGGCGUCUCCUGACCAACGAGAUUGUCAAGCCUCUCGCGAGAGACAAUUUGCAAAUUCCUCCGGACCAAUCACAGCCCAGCCUGUUCAAACCGGAAAAAAAACAAAACACAAAAAAAAACACCUACCUUCAACCUGUCAUACUUCCUCAGCAUUAAAUCUCUCUAUCAUCUAUUCUUUAUUACCAGAUGUGCAUACAUGUGUGAAUGCGAGAGAGUGCACGUAUGCAUGUGUCCAACAUGUUCUUGCGUAUGUUGUAGGUAUGCAUAUGCAACUUUCUGAGUUCCAGUGUGUGUUUUACCCUGCUGGUACAAACUGGUGACAGCCCUCGCUUGAACCUCUUUGGUUGUCAGAGAUUUAUUUUUUCUCUCCUGAACUCAUGGAACUAGAAUUUAGCCCUAUGACUCACUUAUUUUCAUUUCCUCUUGCAUUUACUCAUUAACCACAGCUGAUUUUAGCAAUUCAUAGGAAAGGCAUGCCUGUCUUUUAGUGGAACAGCCCACAAGGUAUUGCUGACCAAUUACAAUGAGAAACAGCUGAUUUACACAAAAUACAAGCCAACAUUAUCCACACUAUGAACUGAAUCUAAUGAGAGUGCCUAAUGCUUGUAUGAUCAAACUGGCUCUUCAGAGGAAAUCCUUGUCAGUCUUAUGACUUGCAAAAGUAAAGUGGUUUAAUGAGCAAAUCCAAAUAAAAUGAAAAUUUUGGGGGCUUUGUCCAAGCUGGGAAUCACUGACACUAAGAAUUAGAGGCUGACUUAAGCAAGCAUGACCACUGUAUGAACAAAGUCAAAUCAGUUUUGGCUUUGACUAUAUCUCCACUGUGUGCUAUGCAAACCUAAACUGCAGUCAUUGAAGGGAAAAAUGAUUGGAGUGUGUGCCUCCACCAAAUGUUUAUGACAAAUGUGAUGGUACAAAAUGUCCACCUGGAAGAUAUGUAAUCCGCGGAAUGACUUGAUAAGUAAAAAGUAGUUUGGAGAAAGUGGGAUGUACGCAAAUGUUUAUUUAGUUGGUGUAGUAAGUGAGCAGACAGAUGUCACUCAUCAGAUUAGUAUGUCAUGUGUCUGAUCACGUGAUGAGGCAACCUCUGCAGCUUUAUUAGGAGACAGUAUGUUGUCGAAGUGGACCUAUGUAUUUCCUUGAGAGAAGAUAUCCUAAGAAGAAAUUAAAUAAACUAUAUGUGUGAUGUAUCCUUUAUGCUCCGAAUGUUCCAUGUUCAAGAGAUCAAAUGUUGACAGUAGAUGCUCUUUAUUUAGUUACUGCUGCUGAUGAGUAUUACUCUACUAUAGGAAAGAGCCUGCGUAUGAUGGCCGCACUGCCUAGAUAGAGGCCUUAGCUUUGGAGAAAAGGAAAACAGGAGACAUGGAGGGGAAGAAUAAGGGAGAGACAGAGGGGAGGGUCUUCUGACAGAGGGAAGAAUUUGCUGCAAUCAGCAGACACACUCUUCACAUUCGUAUAUUUCUGACCUGAAAGAGCCCUACUCCUCCCUCAGAAGUGUCUUAAAGUGCGUGUGAGUGUGUUUGUGUGUGUAUGUGUGUGUGGAGACACAUUUGUGCAUGCAUAAAACAGUGUUUAUGUGUGUAUGCAGGUGCAUAUGUGUGUGUGUACUGGUGUAAGCAGCCAUCAGCCAUUGACUUGCCCCGUGUGUAUCUUGUGUAUCACUUUACUGUGGUAAAGUGGCAUGUAUGAGUUUCCUUUGUGUACAUUUUCGUGCCACGUAUGUAUGCACUACUAUAACAUAUCUCUGUACAGUCCCUCAUGGCCAAAUGUAUAUACUGAAUGUAUUGUGUGGGGACAUAGAGGCAUCAAGUUUAAAACUAAAUAAAAUUGGG